This is a messenger RNA of Exophiala xenobiotica, 2227 nucleotides long. RefSeq lists its product as uncharacterized. The coding region runs from base 343 to 2181 and encodes 612 amino acids. Lineage: Eukaryota; Fungi; Ascomycota; Eurotiomycetes; Chaetothyriales; Herpotrichiellaceae. The record is from RefSeq and is a predicted model, not a curated record. The transcript is spliced from 4 exons. Gene Ontology annotation, molecular function: N,N-dimethylaniline monooxygenase activity; NADP binding; flavin adenine dinucleotide binding.
CUUGAUGUCUGUCGGCCUCGGAUCCGACACCUCAUAUGAGUUUCCGUUGAGGAUCCGGUAAUUCCUACAAAACAAGCUCGAAUUGAGGGCGAUGAUUCCUCAGGAUCAGCCGUAUUGGGCAAUUCAGCCUCGGCUUCUCCAAAGAUAUGCGGAGAAUAUCCGGUCGCCUUCCUCCACAGCAGCAGGCCCGGCUGCAAUAUGCUUUAGAAGGUCGGCUGAGAAACAUGAUUGGCGACGAUGAAGCCUCGGUUACUUCCAUGCAAACGUAUAGGAAGUUCUAGUUCCUCGCUGAGUGCCAUUGAGCAUCGCUUCCCUUUGCUCAGUCUUAUUGUCUGAUGCAUCAUGGCUCCCGAGGCAAUCACCAAUGGAUAUGGCGGAAUGUAUCUCCCAGCGGACGGGAGUACUGACCCCGACCUUGCUAAUCACGAAGAACGACCUGAGGUUAUCAACAACCCGUCGCCAGAGGAUGUCGCUAUACUGGAACAACUAUACGGCACUCGCAAGAAGAUGAGAAUCAUCAUGUUGGGCGCCGGCAUGAGUGGUCUGAACUUCUUCAAGUUCGCCGAAGAAAAGCUGAAGAAUGUGGAAAUCAUCUGUUACGAGAAGAACCCUGAUAUCGGUGGUACAUGGUACGAGAAUAGAUAUCCAGGCUGUGCUUGCGAUAUACCUAGUGUGGUCUAUCAGUUCCCCUGGCGGACAGCGCCUUGGUCAAAGUACUACUCACACUCACCGGAGAUUUGGAAGUACUUGAAGAUGGUCGAGCAAGAGAACAACUUUGUUGAAAAGUACGUCAAACUCAGGCACAGGAUCAUCUCCCUUUCUUGGGAUGAAGGAACUGCGCAAUGGACGGCUCGAGUUCAGGACCUCGCGACCGGUCGAGAGUUUGAGGAUCAUGCAGAUUUUGUUGUUGAUGGGGGUGGUGUCCUGAACAAGUGGAAGUGGCCUGACAUUCCAGGUCUCAAGGAUUUCAAAGGCACACUGCUACACUCGGCACAAUACGAUGAGCGAACGGAUCUGACGGGCAAACGAGUCGCACUGGUAGGUGCUGGUAGCAGCGCUGUUCAGAUAUUACCAAAUAUCUACGACAAGGUUGAGAAAGUGUACACUUGGAUUCGGAACAAGAUAUGGAUCACUGCUGGAUUCGCUCAAAACUUUGCUGGAAAAGACGGCGCCAACUUCGAAUACAACGAAGAGCAGCAGAAGCUAUUCCAGGAUCCUGAUGAAUAUCUGGCUUACCGCAAAAUGAUCGAAGGCGAGCUGAAUCAGCGCUUUAGCUUCAUCAUCAACGGAUCUGCUGCUCAAAAGGCAGCCCGCGAGUUUUCUGAGAGCGAGAUGAAAACAAAGCUAAGAGGUCGAGCAGACCUCCUUGAAAAGAUAAUGCCAGAAGACUUCUACGUUGGCUGUAGGCGGCCGACUCCAGGCAACGGAUAUCUCGAGUGUCUAACCGGAGACAAGACGGUGCCCUAUACAACACAGCUCAAACAACUCACUGAGAAAGGCUUCAUCGACCCCGAAGGCAACGAACAGGAAGUGGACGUCAUCAUCUGCGCGACUGGUUUCGACACUUCAUACAAGCCACGUUUCCCAUUGAUCGUCAAUGGUGUCAACAAAGCCGAAGAAUGGAAAGACAAUCCUCAUCCGCACGUACCUUCAUAUUUGAGUCUGGCUUAUGGUGGAGUGCCCAACUAUUUUCUAUAUGGAGGUGCCUACUGUCCCUCAGCCCAUGGAUCAUUCUUCCCACUUAUCUCAGCGUACGUCGACUAUACGAUCCAAGUCAUUGAGAAGAUGCAAAUCGAGAAUAUCCGCUCAAUACGGCCGAAAGAAAAGGUGGUGGAACAAUUUCUUCGACAUGCUGACACAUACAUGAAGAGGACAGCUUGGACCGGACCAUGCAGUUCGUGGUUUAAAGGCGGAAAAAAAGAUGGCAAGCCGGCUGUUUGGCCAGGAUCUCGUUUACAUUUCCUGCGCUUAUUAGAGAAGCCACGGUUUGAAGACUUUGACAUCGAGUAUGAUGAAUCAGAGGAUAUGUUCAGUUUCUUAGGCAAUGGCUUCCAUGUCUGUGAGCGCGACGGUAGUGAUAUCACUUGGUAUAUGGGUCAGCCAAAGAAGAACGUUGAUACGGACAAAGUUCUACGGGUCAUGGACGGGUCGAAAGGCACUGAAGUUGGGAUACAUCGGUGAUCCUGAAUGUUCGUCUUAGUCUGUUUUUUUGAUAUAUAGAAAUACA